AUGGCACUAUCAUGUACGCCUUUACCCUUAAGUAGGACUUAUGAGCAGUCCAAACAAUUACUAGAUCAUUUAACGGAGUCUGAAAAGCUGUUCUUAAUUGGUGCUAAUCCUGAGAAUGCAAAAUUUGACAUAGUUCAUUUAAGACAACCUAGACGCCGUAAGCGCUCACUAUAUCACGAUAACCCAGAUCUAAACUCUCUUAAGAAGCAUUUAGACAUUAAACUAAGUCCUAGAAAUACUUUCCUAGACCACAAGUUCCUACUUAUGAGGAGAUGGACGAAUAAUACAGAGGCUGUUAUCGAUCAACAUGCUGACGAAGAAUUGGAUCUCUGUUAUUAUAGAAGUGAUAAUGCUGCCUUGUAUGCUUGUGAAGACAUGAGAGGAUUAUUUAAAGUAAAUGGAAGCUUCUAUUAUAUACAUCCAUUACCUGAAAGAUUUCAUACUGACGAGACAAAACCACAUGUUAUUGUCAAACGUCGCACAGACAAUGAAAAGUACACCAACUAUGAUACAGAAGAUAGUAAUUGUAUAGAAAGAGAUAGUAUUAAUAACACUCAUUCUCUCCAUUCUAUUCGAACAUGGACUAAACAUCGAAGAAAAAGAGAAGUAAAUACAAACAAUUCAACUACUACACUGAAUCAAUUUAAAUUAAAUUUAGCUCAUAGAAACAAAACAAUAGGUACAUUUAUCGAGAAAUUGUCACCAGGGACUAACAGGCAAAAGAGAGCUAUUUUGCCUGCAAUAUUUGUUGAAACGGCUGUGUUCGUCGAUAGAGAUUUGUACAAACAUAUGACAGUAAAUUUUCCAAAAGACACUGAGCGAGAAUUAGUGAGAUUUGUUUUAGCAAUGAUCAACGCUGUACAGCUGAUAUAUCACGAUCCGUCUUUAGGCAGACCAGUUAAUUUCAUUCUUAAAAGACUCGAGAUUCUACACGAAGAUCCAGUAAACUUAAAGAGACCGCAUGACAUAGACAGAUUCCUGAGCAAUUUCUGUACAUGGCAGAGGCUGGAAAACCCACCGGGUGAUAACGAUCCCUUGCACUGGGAUCAUGCUUUGAUAUUGACUGGUUUAGAUUUAUACGUUGUGAACAAGAAUGGUAAAGUCAGUAGCCAAGUUGUAGGUUUAGCGCCAGUUGCCGGUAUGUGUACAGUAACAAGUAGUUGCACUGUGAAUGAGGGCAGGCACUUUGAAAGUGUUUAUGUUGUUGCUCAUGAAAUUGGACACAACUUGGGAAUGCGACAUGAUGGACCUUUGGCUGAUAAUGGCUGUGAUCCUAGCGCGUAUAUAAUGAGCCCAACGCUGGGCAGUGGCAAAAUCACUUGGUCCCAAUGCAGCAAGAACUAUUUAGAGAAAUUUCUAGACACAGUGCAAUCCCGCUGUCUUCUUGAUCAUGGAAAUUCAGCUGGUCAAUUGGAUCACAGCGCUGAAGGCAUUCUCCCUGGUGAAAGAUUCGACGCUGAUCAACAGUGCAUGCUCAAAUAUGGUAGCGGUAGCCGUCACUCUGCAGCUCAGAACUUGGAAGACAUCUGCCGAGACCUGCACUGCCAAAGGGAGCGAUAUACUUGGACUUCACACCCUGCGUUGGAGGGGACAAGAUGUGGGGAGGAUCUCUACUGCAGAGGUGGCACGUGUGUGGAGCGUGAAGGCUCAACAGUACGCCGAGGGUCUUGGGGCCGCUGGUCUCGUUGGUCGGAAUGCGCUUCAGCAUGUCUGGUUGACGACACUCACGCGCCCGCCGCCGCUGGGGUUGCAGUCGCAACACGACGCUGUAAUAGACCUAGGAAUGAACACGGAAAUAAUUAUUGCACGGGUCAUGACAAAAAAUACCAAUCAUGUCAUGCGCAACAGUGCAACAAAGUAUCGAGGAUGACAGUGCGAGAGUUCGUCGACCAGAUUUGCCUGCGGGCCCGGGACGUCGAUCCCGACCUUAUCGGCACAGGACUCCAAAGAAUCGACUCUGAUGAUGUAAGCAGUGCUUGCGCAGUUUGGUGCGACACGAGGGGAGGUGGAUACAAGUCGCGUGGGUGGAGCCUGCCCGAUGGAACCGCUUGCUCAAAGAUAUCGCCAAUGUUCUGUAUUUCAGGAGUUUGUCAGAAGUUCACGUGCAACACACAUAGUGAUACAGAAUUCUCGCUGAGGCCGAGCGACUGUGAGUGGGAGGCGUUACAACUGCAGACCGCCACUCCGCACUCCGUUACACCAUCCAAGAACUCGGGAACUUGGCGGCGCGCAGCGGGCUCGCAGUGGCGGCCAACCAGCGGCUGCCACUACCACUGCGUGUCGCCCGGCACCGGCGUCCGCCUCGUGCACUCCGUGUCCAAGCAGAUCACCAGCAUACAGCUGUGCCGACCUGACGCCGCUCGACCUGACUUGGGCUGCUCACAAAGAAAAUCGCCAUAUCAGUACGCGACCAUGGUUUGCUCAAAGUACAAAGACAGAGUUAGAAGACUGUCGGGUCUAGGGAUGCAGAUAUCGCCAGCGCUAGAGGAUCCAGACCGGCCGUGUCGCAUAGCGUGUCAAGACGAAAGGGUGGCGCAUCGUUUCUACUUGGUGAACGGACAGGAGGGAUGGUUUCCACUGGGUACUUCGUGUGGGAAGCGGAACGCCUCUUACUGCGUCAGCGGGAAAUGUCUGGAAUUCGGUCCCGAUGAUACUCCGCUCUCGGAGACUGUGUUCACUCUGCCCCUACUGCGGCGCGACGUGUCGCACAGCGUGUCGCGACACUCCUCGCGACACCGCCGAUCGCUCUACCGCGACAGACUCACAGUCAAAGCUGCGCUGGACAGACAGCAUCUUGACCAAAUCAUCGCAACAUUAAAUUUCACUGGUAAAAAUGGCGAACACAUCACAUACUUCCACACAAUACCGGAGAACAUCGAAGUGGACUUCAACAAUCCUAUUCACAUCGCACCAGAGGACACUCUCAUAAGAAAGGUGCCUAGACCAACAUGGGAUUGA
Parnassius mnemosyne (clouded apollo) is the source of this 2958-nucleotide messenger RNA. Lineage: Eukaryota; Metazoa; Arthropoda; Insecta; Lepidoptera; Papilionidae. The record is from the annotation of a GenBank genome assembly.